Messenger RNA from Sapajus apella (tufted capuchin), 2218 nucleotides. Its product is annotated as cilia- and flagella-associated protein 74-like. The transcript has 14 exons. The coding region runs from base 132 to 1895 and encodes 587 amino acids. The record is from RefSeq and is a predicted model, not a curated record. NCBI's taxonomy places the organism in Eukaryota, Metazoa, Chordata, Mammalia, Primates, Cebidae.
UCAAGCUGUCUUGCCGGGCUGUGGGCGUCCACCCGCCCCUGGAGCUGUCCCACUACCAGAUCAAGUUUGCGGCCACGGCCCUGUAUGACACCGCGGUGGCCAAGCUGUACGUCAUCAACUCCCACCUGAGCAUGAGCUCACUGACCCACUCCAAGCCCCGCAUUGGCUCAGAGGACGCCUCUCCUGUGGGGCCCACGUCUUUCGAGUUCCUGCUGCCCCCAGACUCGCCUAUCACCAUCUCACCCUCGGUGGGGACCGUGUGGCCAGGAAAGAGGUGCCUGGUCCAGGUGGCCUUCCGGCCCGUGCUGCCCGAGAAGCUGAUCCGCCAGGAAGCUCUCCCACUCCUGAACAAAGAAAUGGAGCCCAAAUUCUUCCGAAAGGACCCGGCUGCCCAGAGGAAGGGCCUGCAGAGACUGUCAUUCUCCCUUCUGCGAGUGCAGAAUCGCGACAAGCUAUUCAGAGUCUCUGUCCCCCACGUCCUGGAGCUGCAGAAGCGGGAGCUGAAGCCCAGUUCCGACGAGUACCAGGCCGCCCGAGCCACCCUGGCCAGAGCGUUCCAGGCGAAGUUUGACACAUUUGUGGUUCCCUGUGUUGUUGCCAGUGGCUACAUCAACGACAAGGGAUCGGAGCCCCUGAGCUUCAGCCCCCACAACACCCUCUACCUGGAGCUGUGGUGCCCCAGUGUGGCACCGUCUGUCGUGGUGACGUCCCAUAAAGGCAAAACCAUCUUUAACUUCGGCGAUGUCGCUGUGGGGCACCGCAGCGUCCAGAAGGUCUCCAUCCAGAACGUCUCACCCGAGGACCUGGCUCUGGACUUCUCACUGCUGAACCCCAACGGCCCCUUCGUCCUGCUGAACCCCUCCAGCCGCCUGCGCGCGGGCGAGACCCAGGUCCUGGUGCUGUCCUUCUCUCCCCACGAGAGCAUCCUGGCUCAAGAAACACUGGACAUCAUCACCAAGAGAGGCACGCUCACCCUCACCCUCCUGGGCACUGGGGUGGCGUCCAUGGUCACGUGCUCCAUCGAAGGCGACGUCCUCAACAUGGGCUAUGUGAUUGCCAGAGAGUCUGUGUCCUCCAGCUUCAAGCUACAGAACAACUCCGUGCUCCCCGUCACCUUCUCCAUGCACCUGGACAGCCUCUCCAGGACCCGGGCCGAGGACCAGCAGCAGCUGCCGCAGUUCCUCAGCUCUUCCUCCCAGAGGACAGAGGUGGUCGGGACGCAGAACCUCAGUGGCCAGAGCGUGUUCAGUGUGGUCCCGGUCAAGGGCGUCAUGGACCCCGGGAAGACGCAGGACUUCACUGUCACCUUCAGCCCGGACCACGAGAGCCUCUACUUCUCCGACCGGCUCCAGGUCGUGCUCUUUGAAAAGAAAAUCUCCCACCAGAUCCUGCUGAAGGGUGCUGCCCGUGAGCACAUGAUGUUCGUGGAGGGCGGAGACCCCCUGGAUGUGCCUGUGGAGUCUCUGACGGCAAUCCCCAUAUUUGAACCCAAGCACAGAGAAGCCAGCUCCCGGCCAGGCCCUCCCUCUCCAGAAGCCGAGGAGCUGAGGCCCAUCCUGGUGACUCUGGACUACAUGCAGUUGGACCCGGACACGCCGGCCCCCCCCGCCACCCGAGAGCUGCAGGUGGGCUGUAUCCGGACCAGCCAGCUGUCUCCGAAGAAGACCGUGGAGUUCAGCCUGGACAGCGCCGCGUCCCUGCAGCACAAGGGCUUCUCCAUUGAGCCUUCCAGGGGCUCCGUGGAGCGUGGCCAGACCAAGACCAUCAGCAUCUCCUGGGUGCCACCUGCGGACUUUGACCCCGACCACCCACUUAUGGUGUCAGCCCUGCUGCAGCUAAGGGGGGAUGUGAAGGAGACCUACAAGGUCAUCUUUGUAGCCCAGGUGGUGACCUAAGCCUCUGCACGGAGCACCCUCGGGCCCCCCGCGCACCCUCAAAGCCCUCCCCAGCUGAGGGCCAGGCCAUAUGAGCCUAGACCUGGACAUCCCCUGCCAGGCACAUUCCCAUGGGCUGCCCUCCACCUGGCACUGCCACGGCCACUUCCUGCUGCCCUGGACCCAGCAAGCCCAGGGACAUCCAAGAGCACCCCCUCCCGAGACUCCACACUCAGAGCCAGCUGUAAGGCCAGGCCAGCCCAUAGCCAUCCUGGCCAGAGCCCCUCAGAGCCCCCUGCCCACAAGGAGACCUCGCCCCACAGCCUGUCAAUAAACUUUCUGUA